Messenger RNA from Meloidogyne enterolobii, 548 nucleotides. The record is from the annotation of a GenBank genome assembly. NCBI's taxonomy places the organism in Eukaryota, Metazoa, Nematoda, Chromadorea, Rhabditida, Meloidogynidae.
CCAAUUAAAUGAUGGCCAAGUUCUUGUCAAAUGAGAAGACAUACAGCAGAUGUUCCAUUGGUCAAAUGCAUUGAUUUGUUUGUUUUGAAUGGUUGAUCUUUUUAUAGCUUUGAGAAAGUAUCCAGAAGCCUUAAAAAUUUCUAAGAGGCCGGUGAAUUGUUGCGGGAAGACCGUCUAGUUGAUGAGUAUGCUCUGGAAGAACAAGAAGCAGCAGAAAAAUGACUGAAGAACUCCAAACUUUUGAUAGAAUUCAGAAAAUUAGAUUGCUGUAUCGGCCCAAAUGUAUGUAUUGGUGCAAGUGUAAAAAUAGAAGAAGGUGUUCGUCUUGUUGACUCUUCAAUACUUCCAGAUACUACAAUUCAUGCUCACAGCUUUAUUUCUAAUAGUAUUGUUGGGAGAAAAUGUGUUGUAAAUGGGUCCGUAUAGAAAAUACCAGCAUUAUUGGUGAAGAUGUGGUUGUUAAGGAUGAACUUUAUUUGAAUGGUGCUUGUGUUCUUCCACACAAAUCAAUUGCCGCAAGCGUGCCAAAUCCAACAAUUAUUAUGUAA